AUGGCGGCAGCCGCGGCGGCGCUUUCGGGCGUGGGCCCCCCACCAGCGGGCGGCGCGGCCGGGGGCGGCGGGGCCGGGGGCGGCGGGUCCCCGCCGGGCGGCUGGGCCGUGGCGCGACUCGAGGGCCGCGAGUUUGAGUAUCUGAUGAAGAAGCGCUCCGUGACCAUCGGGCGCAACUCGUCGCAGGGCUCGGUGGACGUGAGCAUGGGGCACUCGAGCUUCAUCUCCCGGCGCCACCUUGAGAUCUUCACGCCCCCGGGCGGCGGCGGCGGCCAUGGCGGGGCGGCCCCGGAGCCGCCGGCCGCGCAGCCCAGGCCCGACACGGGCGGCGACUUCUACCUGCGCUGCCUCGGCAAGAACGGCGUGUUCGUGGACGGCGUGUUCCAGAGGCGCGGGGCGCCGCCGCUGCAGCUGCCGCGCGUGUGCACGUUCAGGUUUCCGAGCACAAACAUCAAGAUCACAUUCACUGCCCUGUCCAGCGAGAAGAGGGAGAAGCAGGAGGCGCCUGAGUCCCCGGUGAAGGCUGUGCAGCCGCACAUCUCGCCCCUGACCAUCAACAUUCCAGACACCAUGGCCCAUCUCAUCAGUCCCCUCCCGUCCCCCACGGGGACCAUCAGUGCUGCCAACUCCUGCCCAUCCAGCCCCCGGGGAGCAGGGUCUUCAGGGUACAAAGUGGGCCGAGUGAUGCCAUCUGACCUCAAUUUAAUGGCCGAAAACUCGCAGCCAGAACAUGAAAAGGAAACUUCCGGAGGAGACAGCCCAAAGGAUGACUCAAAGCCACCUUAUUCCUAUGCACAGUUAAUAGUGCAAGCAAUUACGAUGGCUCCUGAUAAACAACUUACCCUAAAUGGAAUUUACACACACAUCACAAAAAAUUACCCCUACUACAGGACUGCAGACAAGGGCUGGCAGAAUUCAAUUCGCCACAAUCUCUCUCUGAAUCGUUAUUUCAUCAAAGUACCGCGUUCCCAGGAAGAACCAGGCAAAGGCUCAUUCUGGAGGAUAGAUCCUGCCUCUGAAAGCAAAUUAAUAGAGCAGGCUUUUAGGAAAAGACGGCCUAGGGGCGUGCCUUGCUUUAGAACCCCUCUGGGACCGCUCUCUUCUAGGAGCGCCCCAGCCUCUCCCAAUCACGCUGGGGUACUGUCUGCUCACUCCAGCGGCGCCCAGACCCCCGAGAGCCUGUCCAGGGAAGGUUCGCCGGCACCCCUGGAGCCUGAGCCUGGCGCCUCACAGCCCAAACUCGCUGUCAUCCAGGAAGCUCGGUUUGCCCAGAGUGCACCAGGGUCACCUCUGCCCAGCCAGCCAGUCCUCAUUGCUGUUCAGCGACAGCUGCCACAGGCGGUUAAGCCCGUCACUUACACGGUUGCAGCCCCAGUGACCACUCCAACCUCCCAGCCACCCGUUGUGCAGACAGUUCACGUCGUCCACCAGUUACCAGCGGUGUCGGUCACCAGUGUAGCUGGACUGGCCCCAGCAAACACUUACACUGUUGCAGGACAAGCUGUGGUCACUCAGGCGGCUGUGCUGGCCCCCACCAAGUCUGAGCCGCAGGAGAACGGCGAUCACAGGGAAGUGAAAGUGAAAGUAGAACCUAUUCCCGCCAUUAGCCAUCCCACAUUAGGCGCUGCCAGCCGGAUCAUUCAGCCGUCACAGACCACCCCUGUCCAGACAGUCACCAUAGUACAACAGGCGCCUCUAGGUCAACACCAGCUACCAAUAAAAACUGUAACACAAAAUGGUACUCAUGUGGUACCAAUCCCCAGCGCAGUCCAUGGCCAGGUGAACAAUGCGGCAGCGAGCCCUCUGCACAUGCUGGCAACCCACGCGUCAGCAUCAGCCUCCCUGCCCACAAAGCGCCAGAAUGGCGACCAGCCAGAGCAGCCAGAGCUGAAGCGGCUGAAAACAGAGGACAGUGAGAGUAUCGUCAUCGCCCUGAGCAUGGACACGCCACCGGCAGCUGCGAGGGAGAAAGGCAUCCAAAACUAGCAUCUGGGAGAGCUUUUUUACUUCAAAAAUUUCAACUUUGUGGUGCCAAAAGGAGACAUUGCCUCUCACCGAUGCUCCUUCGGUGGGUAGAGGGCCCUGCGGUUGGACUUCACCUCUCAGCACUGAAAACAAAAAACCCAGGUGGCCUUAAAGCUCCUUAAUUUAAAGACAGAAGUCACACUUGAACAAAAACACAUACAACAAAACUGGUUCUGAGAUGGUGGCUCUGCUGCCAAGCACUCACCAUGCCGCUGCCUCUGGGUGCAGCUUUUAACUACAAGUAAGAAAACUCCCGGGCCUUCCCCUGGACCAGACUGCAUGUGAGGAUGGUGGGCAGCACCUGAUGAGCAGGCCUCUGGGACUAGGGCCUCUCCAGAGGCCAGGCAGAACCCGCCGGUGGCACUGGGAGAUCAGACAGUAUUUUGUUGCUCUCACGUGGAAUUAGAAUUAUUUGAUGUGUAUGUUCUUUACACAAUAAUGGGGUCUUUGACAUUUCACAUCACUCCAUUUCUGCUCUGGAAAUUUUGGAAUCACACAGGACUUUCAUGUGGAUUUCAUUUGGGGAAAGAAACAACAUAAUUUUGUGUUUUUGUUGUUUUCAGCCUAGCCGGUGGAAUGAUUUACUUUUGCCUGUCUUGUUAAAGUUCAGAUGGAGCUACUCUGUGACAGCUGCAGAUGUCCUAUGGUAGAGCAGUUGCCUGAAGGAUUUCAGCACCUCCGUCUCGGUGGGUGGGACAGACAAGCGGCACCGCAGCCACAGGUGCAGGCCCGGGCACAUGAGGCACAUGUGAGGGCCCAGGGAUGAGCCUGUCAUGCAAAAGAGCUGCUGGGACUCCUCGAGCUGCACUUAACUGUUCUCUUUCUUGGUAUUUUUUAUUGUUUGUUUCUUUGUGUUGACUUUGUCCCUGGCAAAAUAUUUUCACUCUAAGUAAAACCAGUCUCCUAAGUAUUGUGUAUGUU
Molecule: messenger RNA, 2946 nt
Organism: Nycticebus coucang (slow loris)
Lineage: Eukaryota; Metazoa; Chordata; Mammalia; Primates; Lorisidae
Product: forkhead box protein K2
Exons: 1
Coding region: 1-1986 (661 amino acids)
Biological process (GO): regulation of transcription by RNA polymerase II
Molecular function (GO): RNA polymerase II cis-regulatory region sequence-specific DNA binding; protein binding; DNA-binding transcription factor activity, RNA polymerase II-specific
Source: RefSeq, a predicted model, not a curated record